AAACUAUCUGUAGUUUGCAAGUUAAUGUAUCAUAGUUUUAAUAAAUUCUCAUGUGUUGAUAUAUAUACUAAAGUUAGUAAUUUAAAAGAGUUAUUUUGUGAAGUGGUUGGACAUAUUUAUAUUGUGUUUUUAACAAACAUGUGUAUGGGAAAAAGACUACUGUGACUAAAGGACUUGUGAAACAUCGUUUACUAUAUGUGGUCAUUGGAUAUGGAGAAGAUUCAAAAAUUUUUGUUCUAUCACAACUUUACAUGGAUUUAUUCACAUUGGCGGACCAGAUAUUUCAUUGAGACAAAGAAUAAUUUGGGCUGUGAUGACUCUAGCUGCAUGGUCCACUGCAAUAACAUUUUUGUAUUUUUCUUUACAUAGUAGCACCUCAGAAACUUUAAUGGUUAUAGAGAGCACCCACCAUGGCAUUUGGAACAUACCCUUCCCUGCAGUAACAAUUUGCAAUAUUAAUAGAAUUUCCAGAUCAGCGGCGGUUAGAAUGGCCAGAAAAUUAAAAAGACCCAAGGACGUCUCAAUUGAAGAUGCAAUAAGAAUGUUACGGACUUUGGUGACAGCAUAUCAUUCUUUCGGCGCCAACACCACACAGGCAACAAAUGAUUUAGAGGAAUUAUUUGCCAUUAAUAAUAUCACUGUGGAAUAUGCUAUGGAUAAUUUAGCACCUCAAUGUAAUGAUAUGAUAAAACGAUGUAUGUGGAAAUCUAGUGAAGUAAAUUGCGAAUCAAUUUUCCAAAGAGUUAUGUCCAGCCAAGGAUUAUGUUGUUCCUUCAACUAUUAUGGACGCACACACAAUUUUGCACCGAAAUACAAAUUAGGAUUCCAUCUCCUGGGGAUCGCGGACAUAGUACAAGAAGAGAUAGACAGGGGUUUACAACCUUUUUUUAAAAGAUCAAUUCCGAGAAAUAGAAGAGAAAAUCACAACACAAUCGGUGAAGGUUGUGUGGACAAGCCACUAGCUACUUUAUGGCGAAACUACACGCAGAGUUCCCGUCCCAACGUUGCUAUGACGGUCAGCGUUGCCACAAGCGGUCUGAAAGCUACCACCAAACAGCAUGGGCUCACCGAAUAUUGGGCGCACCGCAUCACCCAUUGCAGCGCACCUGCCGCCUAUCCUCGACUCUUCUGCUGGGUUUAUAGACACGAAGGACGAAAACUUAAACACGAACUUCGAUGUCAUGCUGUAUUCUGCUCUCGUGAAUCAGCUGCUACUGAAAUCGCUAAUUUGCUUCAGCAAAACCUAGCAAGAGCACUUAGUGAAUUCCGCAGAGAGAAAAUUUCCAGACAGAACGCUCGCUUAAGCUUAGCCAACAGCGUUUACGACAACCCUAGUCUACCUCGAAGAAAGAUCUUAUUGAGCGUUGGUGGUAAUAAUUACAGGCCGCCUCUCGAGCGUUCCAAGAGCGCUCCCAAAUUGGUGUCGAUAGAAGAGAAUAUCGAGGAAGAACAGGAGGAAGACGAAAGCCGCCUAGCACCGCAAGAGCGUUGCUGCCAAAAUAACGAUAUUUUUCCCUCGUACACCUUAGGCAGACGAAGGUGUCCGAAGGGACAUUCCAUAAGGAGACACAGACCAAAGGUACAAUCUUCAAAGAAUCUCAAUUCCGAAAUAGUUCCUGAAAAAUCUAAUGAAAAUGAAGAUAAAGACGAAAUUCAUGAAUCGCGCGUCCACGAAGAAGAAGACGAUGCCUUCUUCGAGUUGAUAACCACCCAACCACCUAGUAUCACCAUGGCAAUUAUCUCUACUGGUGAUAGUGAUGAAGGUGGUUCGAUAUCGAGUGGCUGUGAAACCGCAAGUACAGUAACAGCUUCCGAUGUAGAAAAUGGUAAUCACGAAAAACGAACGAAUUCUAGACCAACUUCCGACGGAGAAAUAACUCCAGAGGCAGAAGUGCAAUUGGAACCAUUUGGAGAAACAGGAGAUGAAAAAGAAUUCAGAAGAAGUUUCAGAAAAAGUUUUAAGAAGAGUAUUAAACGCAAUGUCGCUGUCUCUGAAGUAGUUGAAUUUAUUGAAGGACAUACAAUAGUCACAGGUUUUGAAACAACUACUGAUGAACAUUCAGAUGCUCAAUUGGAUAGCGAUGGUGAAUUCAGCGAUGAAUCAGGAUACGUGGAGUUAUUAGAUGCCAAAUGUAAAACAAUAGUACAUAACCAACGGCCGGUACUUGUAUAA
Ctenocephalides felis (cat flea) is the source of this 2173-nucleotide messenger RNA. RefSeq lists its product as uncharacterized. Bases 314 to 2173 code for a protein of 619 amino acids. Gene Ontology annotation, cellular component: membrane. Lineage: Eukaryota; Metazoa; Arthropoda; Insecta; Siphonaptera; Pulicidae. Gene Ontology annotation, biological process: sodium ion transport. Gene Ontology annotation, molecular function: sodium channel activity. The transcript is spliced from 9 exons. The record is from RefSeq and is a predicted model, not a curated record.